Molecule: messenger RNA, 1415 nt
Organism: Acipenser ruthenus (sterlet)
Lineage: Eukaryota; Metazoa; Chordata; Actinopteri; Acipenseriformes; Acipenseridae
Exons: 5
Coding region: 191-685 (164 amino acids)
Source: RefSeq, a predicted model, not a curated record
GUCAGAUAAUUGUUUUGAUGCUACUUCCUCACUGUGACGCAUGUGAAAGUCCUGUGAUCGUUUUGCUUAUCUGUGCUUCAAGGACGUGUUUAAACUUUCACGGGAAAACAAAACUGACAACUUUGACAACAUUCAUACUAUUAUAUAUUUUUUCAAACAACCGGGAGAAAGAAUUAUUACAGAAAGCAAAAUGCAUUUCAGGCUGUGUUUGCUGACCACCAUAAUAUUUGGGACUUUUGCUUUCACGACAGCGGGACCGCUUCAUGCACAGUGUAAAGUUGAAUGGUUCUUUGGAAUCCCUUGUCAUGAUGUUUUUAUCGCAUUGGUAACCCAGAUAAAACAGUGGACCACGGCAGACAACUGCGCUCAUGGAGGAGAGAAAUGUCUGUACAAAUUGGAGUCUUCUGGUGUACAUUUCAUAAAGGCAAAGCACACCACUCCAGUGAAGAAAUAUGUUGAUGACCUCACCUUCAGACUGCUUCCCUACCCGGCCAAUACCAAUUGCCAUGUCGUCGCUUUGUCAGUUUCUGAAGCCUGGUAUGCAAUCUUGGAUUAUGGUACGAACUACUGCAACCUCUUCAACCUUGUGGAAGGAAGUGGCUUAAACCAAUCCCCAGGAUACAAAGAAGUGACCAGCGAUUUUAUAUGCACUCAGCACUCUACAGCGAAUUGCACCAUUUACUGAGUUUCACUUGUGAGUGAUAAUUAAACAUGUGACACAUUGUAUGAAGAGCUUUUUAAAUAACUCAGACCUAUUCACAGCCCAGUUCUUUGCCUUACAAUAUAUCUGCAUCGCACACUGCUGCCAUUACAGAAAUGAGUUAUGAGUAAAAGAAAGAGGCGGUCAGUAAUAUUUCAGAAGUAAUGAUAUUCUUCCAUGUGAUCGUGAUAUGCUUGUUUUCUUUUAGACCCAUUUUUUAAAACUUAAUUUUUUAGAGCAGUGAUUCCAAAAUCAGGAUGUUUUUAAGGUAGCUGCAGCACAAACAAAUAUAUUAUUUCCCAAACUGCUGACAAAGCAAUGUUCCCCUAGCCUUGUGAUCAGUUUAUUGUUGCUGUGAGGUGUUUGGGGUUACUGUGUUUUAAAUGUAACAAUUAUUACCUUGAUGUCAGUUCUAUAAUCUUCUAAUACCUGUGCUAACAGUAUGUAUCAUUAUACAAUAAAAAUAGGUGAUUGUACAUUACCUUUGUAGUAUUUGUUAAUCCAAGUAUAAGACAUCUAAAAAAUAUGUAUAUGCUGUGGUGUCUUGUGUUAAUGGUGAAACUGGAUUUAAAAAAAUGUGUCAGGUUACAGAUUGUGUUUCUUGACUUGAGCUCAGCUCUACCAAGACCUGCUGUAUCAUAUCAUGCUGUGAUGAUUCUGUGUUUGUUUACUAAAGCAAGAAAGGGCUUGGCAAAUAUAAAACAUGUUUAAAUAA